AGAACUUCUAUCUGUGUCGGAGUUUUCUUAGCCCCAAAACCCAAACCCAAACCCAAAAACCCCCAACCAACUCCGAAAUGGUUGUCAAUUUGAGACUGCCUGCUCUCACCUCGCUAUUCACUACCUCUUUCUCUAACCGUUAUCCGGUGUUCGUCCGGCGUAGUCAGCAGCUUCGUCGUCCGGUUUUCUCAUCUAGCUUCUCAGCGCAGAGCACGGUCACGAAGACCGAGGACCGAGUCGACGGUCAGAGGAACCGAGUUCAGGACCGGGCCGUGACGCCUCGGUCGCAGGAUUUCAAUGCUUGGUAUCUCGACGUCAUCGAUUCGGCGGAGCUUGCUGAUUAUGGUCCCGUACGAGGGACCAUGGUCAUUCGUCCGUACGGCUACGCCAUUUGGGAAGCGAUUCAGGAUUAUUUGAAUGUGAAGUUCAAGGAGACUGGUCACAGUAAUAUGUAUUUCCCACAGUUUAUACCAUAUUCCUUCAUAGAAAAAGAAGCUAGCCAUGUUGAAGGUUUUAGUCCGGAAUUAGCACUAGUGACAAUUGGUGGAGGAAAGGAACUUGAAGAAAAACUUGUGGUUCGACCUACAAGUGAAACCAUUGUAAAUCACAUGUUCACACAAUGGAUCCAUAGUUACCGGGAUCUCCCUCUCAUGAUUAACCAGUGGGCAAAUGUUACAAGAUGGGAGAUGCGCACAAAACCUUUUGUGCGGACUCUUGAGUUUCUCUGGCAGGAGGGUCAUACUGCUCAUGCUACUCCAGAAGAGGCAGAAAAAGAGGCUAUGCAGAUGAUUGAUGUCUAUACAAAAUUUGCUUACGAGCAAGCCGCCAUACCUGUCAUUGCAGGUCGAAAAUCGAAAGUGGAAACAUUUGCUGGUGCUGUUAGGACCUAUACGAUAGAGGCUAUGAUGGGUGAUCGGAAGGCAUUACAAGCUGGGACUAGCCACAAUCUUGGGCAGAACUUCUCUUGUGCAUUUGGAACACAGUUCACUGAUGAAAAUGGACAACGGCAACAUGUGUGGCAGACAUCAUGGGCCAUUAGUACUCGUUUUGUUGGUGGUAUAAUCAUGACCCAUGGAGACGAUACAGGUUUAAUGCUUCCCCCAAGGAUUGCACCAAUACAGGUGGUGAUUGUACCGAUUUGGAAGAAGGAUGAUGACAAGGCAGUGGUUCUAGAUGCUGCAUCAUCUGUGAAAAAAGUUCUGCAAACUGCAGGGAUUAAGGUUAAACUUGAUGACACUGAUCAGAGGACGCCAGGAUGGAAAUUCAAUUUCUGGGAGAUGAAGGGAGUCCCUUUAAGGAUUGAAAUAGGUCCUCGUGAUGUUUCUAGUCAGAGUGUGGUGAUAUCAAGAAGAGAUGUUCCUGGAAAGCAAGGAAAAGUUUUUGGAGUAUCUAUGGAGCCAUUGAGUUUAGAGGCCUAUGUCAAGGAUAAAUUAGAUGAGAUCCAAUCAUCUCUUUUGGGGCGGGCAACAUCUUUUCGAGAUAGUAGUAUUGUGGAUGUGACCUCAUAUGAAGAACUCAAAGUGGCAAUCUCCGAGGGAAAAUGGGCAAGGGGUCCUUGGUCAGCCAGUGAUGCAGAUGAGCUAAAAGUGAAAGAAGAAACAGGGGCAACUAUUAGGUGUUUUCCUUUUGAACAGCCUCAAGGGGUUAAAACAUGUCUGAUGACUGGUAAUCCAGCUGAGGAAGUAGCCAUUUUUGCAAAAUCAUACUAAGCAUUAUGAAAUUGAAGUGACAUUGUGUCUAGCCUCCGUCAAUUCCCUUAAGAUCUGUAAGGUUUUUCUUUUAGGUUGCAUUGUUCAAUCUGUAAUAUAUGAAUUGCCAACUUUGAUGAUUGACUUGAUUCAUUAAAAUAUUGUUGUUUAUUUUUUAAGAAUUUUUGGUCCGUUAAUAUCUCGGGAUUUUGAGUUUA
Ziziphus jujuba (common jujube) is the source of this 1906-nucleotide messenger RNA. RefSeq names its product proline--tRNA ligase, chloroplastic/mitochondrial. Gene Ontology annotation, cellular component: cytoplasm; aminoacyl-tRNA synthetase multienzyme complex; chloroplast stroma. The record is from RefSeq and is a predicted model, not a curated record. Lineage: Eukaryota; Viridiplantae; Streptophyta; Magnoliopsida; Rosales; Rhamnaceae. Gene Ontology annotation, molecular function: ATP binding; proline-tRNA ligase activity. Gene Ontology annotation, biological process: prolyl-tRNA aminoacylation. The transcript is spliced from 11 exons. Bases 78 to 1709 code for a protein of 543 amino acids.